Molecule: messenger RNA, 780 nt
Organism: Entrophospora sp. SA101
Lineage: Eukaryota; Fungi; Glomeromycota; Glomeromycetes; Entrophosporales; Entrophosporaceae
Source: the annotation of a GenBank genome assembly
AUGGAUUUAAAUAAAGCAGAUGUAGAAGAAGUCAAGGGUAUUUCUACCACUCAAAAUUCUGUGGAAAACAAAAAAAAACGGAAAAGAAGUCGUUGGGAUCAAACCGGCUCUUCAAAAGUUCAAGCAACAACUGAAUUUUCUGUUGAUUCAGAAAUUCGGGUAAAAACUGAUUCCACUCAAAUUACUUCACCACAAAAUACGCCGGAAAAAAAAUUAUAUGUAAAAUAUUCUGAUACUUAUAAACCAGGAAUGAUACGUGUUGGUUCUAAAUGGGUUUAUCCCGAAGACGAAAUUAUAGAUGGUGGUACAUGGGAACACAAAAAAAGAGCAGAGGAAAUGAAGAAAACAGCGGAACAUGCAGCAUUGUUGACAGCUCAAGCUGAAGCCAAGCGUGCACAUCAUAUAGCUGACUUUUUGCCUAAAACUGAAUUGGUAAAAUUUGAGGAAGAAGUCAAAGCCAUUAAAACCGGUGGCCCUGCACCACAACAUGAAGAUUAUGCUAGUAAUAAGUUAGAUCAAUCAAACAUUGGGUUUAAAAUGUUGAUGAAGCAAGGGUGGCAGGCAGGAUCUGGUUUAGGAAAAUCUGGUGAAGGGAUUUCUGCUCCUGUUAACAAAGCUGAUACAAGACCAACAAAUGCUGGUUUAGGGCAAACAAAACCUGAUGAUGUUCAAGAAGAAGAUGACGAAUUUGAAAUUUAUCGCAAACGAAUGAUGCUAGCUUAUAGGUUUAGACCAAACCCUCUGGUAUGUGAAGUUUUCUUUUUUAGAAAAUCUACCUAG